AUGAAGUUUUUGGAGAAAUAUUUUUCAUUGUUUCCAGAUGAUCUUCAAAAUGAUAUCUAUAUUGCCGGUGAAUCCUAUGGUGGACAGUAUAUUCCAUAUGUUGCUGAUGCGAUACUCAAAAGAAACGAGAACCUAACCGAUGGAGAGGCGGAAUACAAGUUGAAAGCAUUGCUUAUAGGUAAUGGGUUGGUAUCGCCAGACGAGCAGAGCUUAUCGUAUAUCGAUUGGUUCAAAGAGAAGUCUUUGAUUGACGAUUCAAAUCCCAAGUGGUCUGAUAUAAAUGAUGCCCAAAAAGCAUGCCAAGAUGUUGUUGAUGGCAAAGCAGCAAGUCCAAAUGAAAAUUAUGCUUUUUCUUGUCGGUCUAUAUUACCAAUUAUUUUGGAAGCCACCAAAAAUGAUUCAGCUCCCACUGAUGAACAAUGUGUCAACAUCUACGACUAUCAAUUGCGUGAUUCCUAUCCAUCUUGUGGGUCCUCGUAUCCUCCAGUUAAUGAAAUUACUACACCAUACCUCAAUAGUUCGGAUAUUCAACAUGACUUGAAUGUUGAGCAUCCUGUCAAUUUUACAGAAUGUAGCACAGUCGUCCAGAAUGCAUUCACUGCCGCCAACUCACCACCAGCCAAGGAGCUUUUGCCAGAUAUCGUAUCGCAAAUUCCGGUAGUUUUGUACAAUGGGGAUCUUGACAUCAUCUGCAACACGAAAGGAGUGUUGAGAUACUUGUCGAACUUGACAUGGAACGGUGCAACAGGGUUCGAUGAUGUCGAAAAGAAGUCUGAUUGGAUAGUUGAGGACAAAAAAGCUGGAUGGGUUUUACAAGAUAGAGAUGUGACUUUGAUUAAUAUUUACAAUGCAAGUCACUUGGUCCCAUAUACCCAACCCAAAGUGUCAAGAUAUUUGUUUGAUUUUGUUACGAAUGAGUAUACCAAGAACGAUGAAGGGUUUGUCAGUCUGCCAAAAGAAGGACUCAAGCGCUAA
Molecule: messenger RNA, 975 nt
Organism: Lodderomyces orthopsilosis Co 90-125
Lineage: Eukaryota; Fungi; Ascomycota; Pichiomycetes; Serinales; Debaryomycetaceae
Exons: 1
Coding region: 1-975 (324 amino acids)
Biological process (GO): apoptotic process; proteolysis
Cellular component (GO): trans-Golgi network
Molecular function (GO): serine-type carboxypeptidase activity
Source: RefSeq, a predicted model, not a curated record